Molecule: messenger RNA, 1320 nt
Organism: Alternaria conjuncta
Lineage: Eukaryota; Fungi; Ascomycota; Dothideomycetes; Pleosporales; Pleosporaceae
Exons: 2
Coding region: 1-1320 (439 amino acids)
Biological process (GO): ergosterol biosynthetic process
Cellular component (GO): lipid droplet; endoplasmic reticulum membrane; mitochondrial outer membrane
Molecular function (GO): 3-beta-hydroxysteroid 3-dehydrogenase (NADP+) activity
Source: RefSeq, a predicted model, not a curated record
AUGUCGCGUCUCGAAGACAUUCCCACACCCGACAAUGGCUUCUAUGUUCUCGUCACGGGCGCAAACAGCGGCCUGGGGCUGGGUAUCGGAACCCGCCUGAUCGACGAAUUCCUACAGACGCGCCCCCAGAACGAAUCCCUCGUCCUCAUCAUCACGACACGCGAUCAACGGAAAGGCGACGCGACGAUCGAGACGCUAGACCAGCACUUGCGCAAGGUCAUUCGCAGCCAUGAACAGAAGCUACCGGGCAUUGCACAGGUGCUGCAGAAUCGCGUGUAUUUCCGGCAGGAGCGACUGGACCUGCUGAGUCUGGUCUCGGUGCAGAAGCUGAGCAAGAAACUCCGGGAAACGACACCGAAGCUCGAUGCAGUCAUCUGCAAUGCUGGCAUAGGCGGGUGGACGGGUAUUGACUGGCCGCGCGCCGUCUGGUCCGUCUGCACAAAGUGGUUGCAGGCUACCACCUGGCCGACGUACAAGAUCUCUGGUCGCGAAUGGCUUGCAAAGGAACAAAUACCUGCGGACAAGAAAACGGAAAAGGAGCCUCCUUUGGGCGAGGUCUUCUGCGCCAAUGUCUUUGGGCACUAUCUGCUAGGACACUACCUCGCAUCCUUACUGGCGAAACAUCCUAGAAACGAGGGCACAAGGGGCAGGAUGAUUUGGGUCAGCAGCUUGGAGGCGUACGAGCACGUCUUCGACACAGAAGACAUACAAGGCAUCACAUCGCAUAUGCCAUACGAGGCCACGAAGAGGCUGACAGAUGUCCUGGCCAUCACCUCUAGAUUACCUUCAACCACGGAGCCUGUCGACCAGUACCUCGACCACGCCCAAGAUACCGAAAAGACCACGAAGCCACGGCUCUACGUUACACACCCAGGCAUCUGCGCCACUUCGAUCGUCCCCCUUCCCCUCAUCCUCCAAUGGGCCAUGGUUGCGGCCUUCUACAUAGCGCGCCUUCUCGGCAGCGAUUGGCAUACCAUCUCGGUCGACAAGGGCGCGACUGCCAUGGUCUGGCUGGCGCUUGCAAGUCAAAGCACAUUGGACAACAUGGAGGCAAAGGAAGGCGUAGGAAAGUGGGGAAGCGCGGCGGAUGUUUGGGGUCAGGAGCGUGUAGAUCGCACUGAGGUGGCAGGAUGGGGAUGGGGAGGCAAGCUGGGAGAGUACAAGAGGAAGGGGAGGGAUCCGUACGCCAAAGACCUGACCAAGGAGAGCCAAGAGCGCUUCACAGAUACUGGGAAGAAGUGCUGGGAGGAGAUGGAGAGGUUGCGCGUCGAGUGGGAGGACCGACUGCGACAGGCUGGCAUGGCAGUGGAGAUGGAAUGA